Messenger RNA from Mesorhabditis belari, 1038 nucleotides. The record is from the annotation of a GenBank genome assembly. Lineage: Eukaryota; Metazoa; Nematoda; Chromadorea; Rhabditida; Rhabditidae.
AUGGAGGAGCGUUCCGCUUGCCAUCCGUCGAAUUCCUCAUGUGAUUGCAAUUUUCUUUACGGGUACUAUGAUGUGGGUGAUCGAGUGGUACUGGGCCUCAUCGCUCUCCCGAUCAUCACCUUUGGAAUCUGCGCGAAUUUGAUGAGCAUUCGGAUCUUCACAAACAGAAUCAUGUUAUCAUCAACGAUCAACUGGUUCCUUGCCGCUAUUUCCAUCUCCGACACGAUCAUUCUCUGCUCAGCGUUUUGCGUGUGGACACUGCCGAGAUUAGGCGAAUAUCUGAUGUUUUGGCGAGCGGCUUAUUGGAGUUACAUGAUGGAUCCAAUGAUGUUAGGCCUGAUGACAACAGGGAAAACGUUGAGUGUUUACUUGAUGCUUGGUGCAUCGGUUCAUCGAUACAUUGGCGUCUGUCAUCCGUACAUCGCAUCACAGUUAUUGCCAGCGGAGCGAAUCAUCAAAUUAAUCGUCUCGAUCGCGAUUUUCUCCGUUCUUUUCAAUAUCACAAGAUUUUUAGAGGUAGAAGUUGCGAAUGUCUGCUAUCAGAUCAACAUCGACUACAAACUGCCUCAAUUGUGGCCCACAAAGCUACGCGAGAAUCCCACGUAUAUUUUGAUUUUCCAUGGUUGGACAUUAACUCUGAUUAUGUUCAUCAUCCCAUUCACUUUACUGAUCGGCUUCAACUGCAAAGUGCUGCACGCGGUGCGAAAAAGUCGAAAAGCUCAUAUGCACGGUGAUGAAAAUGACGAUUUGUAUAGAAGAGAGAAACGAAAAGAACGGAAGACUUCGAUAAUGCUGGUAGCGGUGGUGAUGCAAUUUCUAACUUGUCACUCUUUAUCUUUCGUUUGCGACAUUUUGGAGAAUCUAGGCGUCGAUAAAAGCAGUUGGGGAUCGCUGGUGACCGCCAAUAAUUUUGCGGUCCUUGUCAACUCUUCAUUGGACAUUUUCAUUUACAUUUUGUUCUCAGAAAAGGAGAAAACCUCAACUUUCAAAGCUUUACUCUUUUUACGGGUCUAUUCUUUAUAUGUAUUGAUAAAACAU